Diutina rugosa is the source of this 4290-nucleotide messenger RNA. RefSeq names its product ubiquitin-protein ligase. The record is from RefSeq and is a predicted model, not a curated record. Bases 1 to 4290 code for a protein of 1429 amino acids. Gene Ontology annotation, biological process: ribosome-associated ubiquitin-dependent protein catabolic process; rescue of stalled cytosolic ribosome. NCBI's taxonomy places the organism in Eukaryota, Fungi, Ascomycota, Pichiomycetes, Serinales, Debaryomycetaceae. Gene Ontology annotation, molecular function: ubiquitin protein ligase activity; ribosomal large subunit binding; zinc ion binding. Gene Ontology annotation, cellular component: cytosol; RQC complex. The transcript has a single exon.
AUGCUGGGAGACUUGGGAUGUAACCAGUUUCUGGUAACCCUUAACUACUUUUCAGCUAACCCCGAUCUCAAUAACAUUCAUGAUGCGAACGUGGUGGUUGUACUCAAAGGUCUUGCUAAAAAGGAUGCUACCACUAAAGAGCGUGCAUUGAGUGAUUUGAUAGAGCUCAUUGAUGAUAUGGAUUCAUUCGAUGAGCCCCUUAUGGUUCUGUGGAUUCAAUCGUACGCAAAAUUGGCCUUCGAUAACUCUCGGCACGUAAGAAUUGGCGCUCAUACUGUGAUGUCUUCAAUGGUGAAAAAGGGUGGUAAAGCGAUUGCCAAAUAUAUGAAGCUGUUCGUUGCUCUAUGGCUAAGUGGUCUUUUUGAUAGUGAUAGACUCGUUUCUCGCCAAUCUCUUCAAAACUUGGAAGAUGCAUUUCAAGGUGAUGUGUCGAAAAUUGAAAAGUUAUGGCACAUUUUUGGGGACCAAAUUCUGAAUUUUUGCAACACCGUCGUCAAUGUUGAAUCACUGGACAGUAUGUCGGAUAAACGAUACACAAAGCCCGAAGAUGCAAAAGCCAAAUAUCAAAGAGUUGUUCAUAGUGCACUCUCGAUGUUGGAGAAGUUAGCUUUCAAUUCCAGUGUGGAUAUUGUCGAUGAAGUAUUCAGAGAAAGUCAGUUGUGGGAUACAAUAGAAGAGAGUUUGGCUGUGGAAUCUUUGUUUAACUCCUCACUCUUUAAAUCCUUCAUGAGUCUUGUAAAGUUUACGAUUACGGAUGCGAAGGUCUCAACCUCAACAUACAAAACUGUUGCCAAAUCUUUCGUGAAGUCGAUUAAAAUCAAAAUCAAAAACACAGUGUUGAUCUCUCAAAUUAUAAUUCAAUUAUGGGAUCUUCUUGUCGUUGCAUCGAAAUCUGCAAACCAUAAACGCUCAUUCUGGGAGUACGCUGGUCUGAAAAGUGAGAGCCGUAUUAUCGAUUGGCUUAAAGUGGGUAGUUGCAACAGCGAUCCUGUAUAUUACUCAAUCGUAUCUCGCUUUUUUGAGAUAAUAUAUUUGAAGAGUCCCGUCCCAUUUGAUUUUGACGAUGCUGAGGUAGGCAAUGUCAUCAUCAAGAUAUUUUUGAAACAACUAAAAAAAGCAAUGGUUGCAUUUUUGCCUCGAGCAAUCAGUUGCACUAUCAAGGUUGGCUCACUUUUCAAAGUUGAUGAGGCUGCUUUAAAUUUGAUCAUAUACACUGCGAUCGAUAAUAUUGCCAAGUACCCAUCCAUCCCGCCUGAAUUGGAACUUGCCAAGGAAGCAUUGGUUGGGUGUGGUAUCCCCAAUGAUUUGGUGCAGACAUUAAAGGAGCAGUUAGUUAGUGAAGAUGCACCUAGAUUGAUCCUUGGUGGCUACCAAUUUGAUUCCUCUCUUUACCGUGUGGUCAAAAUUGUUAGCACGAUAUACCCCGAUGUGGAUAUUAUUGGGGACAUUGAACAGCGAGUCAUCGAAGGUGCUGAUGCUCUGGCAGAUCUAUUUGAUUUGAUAAGUGACAGCUUACGUCAGAAGGAUCGCACGAUAAAUUGUGAAUUUGUGAAUUUUUCGCCAUCAUUUAUCACUCCGGAUUUUGUCAAGCCUCUUCUCGAUUACUUUUCAGCUUUAGUGGAGUGUUAUCCAAAGGUCAUAACAAGAACUUUGGUCAAUGAUUAUUAUCUUAAAUUGUCCAUGGAUUCUCCCGAGAACGUGACCCCCUUUUUGAUAUCGGUGACAAAGGUAAUUGAUUUGCAUGCAGAGAAGGCUCACUACUCGGAUGAAUAUGCAUUCAUCACAAAAUUAGCCACAAAACAAGAACCAAGCGCGGAAGAGUUGCAACUUGUGUACAGUUACAGCGAUCAAGAUCCCAGCAUACGUGAUGCGGUAAUGAAGACGACAGAGCAUCUGGAGAAGAAGCUACUCGCUUUCAUUCGCUCAAACCCCACGGCAGCUUCCAAAUUGAGUAAUUUGGAUAGAAUUCUUCAUGUCUCUUGGAGCCAUAUCGAUGAUGAUUCAGUCAAAAAGUUUUUAGACUGUGUGAAUCAUGAGACUAAGUUUGCAAGCGUAAUUAAAUAUGCCAACACUUGGCCACCGAAUUUAAGUCUGGUGUGCUCUUAUAUCGGUGAUUCAGAGGAAUGGGCUCAGUCUUUCUUGACCUUUAUCGAAAGCGAAAGUGAUGUUGUCAAGUUCGAGGGUGUGGGGAUUUCGAACUCUUUGGGAGCAGGUGUUGAACUCAUAUCUCCGAAAGGCACCCAUGAUCACAGCGAUGACGUUAUCGCGUUGGCUUCUCUUGUUGGCCAGAUACCAAGCUUACCAUGGUAUAUCAAAGGCUUAUACCAUGUGUACGUCCAAGACUAUCUUUUUGUCAAACCCGUACAGGUGCAACAAACACGCAUAGUGUUAGAGUCAUUAUCGUUUGCAAACUCGCAACCCUUGUUGAAAGCUAUAAUCAGUGAUCUGCACCCCUUGUCCGUUUACUUGACACGAACGUCAGGAUUCUCGUACCAAUGCGCUCGAGUUUUGGUUUACAACUUGUUGAAAGAAAUUGACUCCAUGGACAAUUCUAGUUUCAAUGAAUUUUACUCGGACGAUUGGUCUAAAUUUGAGCCAUUCAAGCUUGCAACACUUUUGCAAGCUCUGACAAAGUUUUUUGGUUCUUUGACCUGGUUGCAAAACUAUUUGUUUAGUGAAAUGAUUGGGAUUGGUAACGAAUCUGAAAUUUUGACCCUGGGGCUAAAAUGGCUCACGCUCGCCCUCUACUUCGUUGAUGAAAACGCACUGCAACUUCCUCUUCAACGUUUGAACAUGAUUGUGCGGCAAAUGAGUCGUUGGCUUGACCUGAGUAUUGCAUAUGAUGUCGAGUUUAUACCGAUCAGACUACAACUCACUCGAUUAGCAAUGGGAUUUUACAGCACACAAGACGCCUUCCAUUUCAAGGAGGUUUCAAUGGCUCUCGUGGAUGAUAACUUGUCAAUAUGCACUACAGAGCCUCAACUUGUUGCUCUCCGGUUUUUCAGUCUUAAACUCAUGACUAUGCUUGGAAAUGAGAUGGAUACAGAAGAGGUCGAAGAUUUAUUAUUGUCGCCCGACAUACAACAGUUCGAUCGCGCGAACUAUAAUCAAGCUGUUGCGAUGUGUCAUCAAGCUGUUGAGCGUCUCUAUCUUGUGGUUGAUGUCAAAGGUAAGAUUGAGAAAUACAUGGAGCUUUUAGCGGCGACUAAUUCUGUGGCUAUUGAAAGAGUUUGCGCUGGUGUGUUGGUUCCCGCUGUCUUAAAGAAACAGCGAACUUUCGUGAUCGAGUUUCAAUUGGACAAGAGUGAGGACAAAGUUGCUCAUCUUCCCCAGAAGCUUUUGGAUAUAAUAAGACUAUAUCGUUUCGAUGUCAACAUUGAAGAUGAGCUGGCAACAUUGACUCGUUACGUUUGGGCGUGGGUGAUCCUCUUCGCCUAUUUUGCAGAUAUUACAUUUGCAUUGCGUCAGGAAUAUUUGAAGCAGUUACGUUUAGAGAAUGUCAUUGAACCCAUGUUGUCAUACAUUUUUGACCAGGUCUAUGACCUAAGUGUUCUCAAGCUGUCUGUAUUUUCUUUGGAUCGAUUGAGGGAUUACGACUGCGUUGAUGCCGGUAGAGCAGGUAAUCUACAGGAGGAAAUGGCGUUUGCCUUAUUGCAUUUAUACUACCAGUCAUGUGCUCAAUUCGGUCCGCAGGUUCAACAAUGGUAUAUGCUGAUACGUGAUCUUCAAGUCAAGAAGCGUGUCGAGAAGGUAACGCUGCUGUAUGUGGCUCCCGAACUCCUUGGGGCCAUCUUGGAUGAAGUUACAAAGCAAAAGAUAAAAUUGGAAAACGAUGACAACUUGAAGAUCAAGGUUAAUAGAGUGAUCCAUGAAAUCAGACUGACAUACGUGAUUGACGAGCAGACAAUGGAAAUGAUUAUUAAGCUUCCUGCCAUCUACCCAUUAGAAAAGGUGGUUGUUGAGGGUCCCUUGAGAUUGGGAGUACGUGAAAAGCAAUGGAAGGCCUGGUUGAUGGCUACCCAAAGUGUUAUCUCCUUGACGAAUGGUCUGAUAACUGAAGCCAUUGAAGUUUUCAAUCGUAACGUGACCCUCCACUUCAGUGGAUUUGAAGACUGUGCUAUCUGUUACUCCAUUUUACAUCAAGAUUUGUCGCUCCCAACCAAGCUGUGUCCCACCUGCAAUAACAAAUUCCAUGCAGCAUGCUUGUAUAAGUGGUUCAAGAGCUCUGGUUCGUCCACCUGUCCCAUGUGUCGUGGUCAGUUUAACUUCAGAAAACAGGCUUCAGCUUAG